Molecule: messenger RNA, 650 nt
Organism: Centruroides sculpturatus (bark scorpion)
Lineage: Eukaryota; Metazoa; Arthropoda; Arachnida; Scorpiones; Buthidae
Product: midasin-like
Exons: 5
Biological process (GO): rRNA processing; ribosomal large subunit assembly
Cellular component (GO): preribosome, large subunit precursor
Molecular function (GO): ATP hydrolysis activity; ATP binding
Source: RefSeq, a predicted model, not a curated record
CUAAUUAUUACAAAAUGGCCAGUAUUAAAACCAAUUGUUAAUCAAAUUAUGGAUAUAUAUUUUAUGAUUUCUUCUGGAGAGCAUGAUCAUGACAUUAGUAAAACCAUUAUUCCAAAAUCAUCAAGUGGACGCCUUAUAUCUACAAGAGAUUUAUUAAAAUGGUGUCAACGAAUUAUUGAAGAUUUUGACCUUACAUCAACAAAAGCAUCUUUAGCAGUUUUUCAGGAUGCAAUAGAUUGUUUUUGUAAACAUAUAUCAUCUACAUAUGAACGUGUAAAUUUAGCAAAAUCUGUUGGCACAAAAUUAAAUCUUACUGAAGCAAAGAUUGAGUACUUUUGUACAAAAUAUAAGCCAGAAAUCUCUAUUUCAUCAGAUAUAGUUAAAAUAGGAAGAGUAACUUUGAUGAAACGAAAACAAAAUACUAUCUCUGAGAAAAGGUGUUCAAAAACAGUGUACGCCCAUACUCGUCAAUCAUUAGCACUUUUGGAAUCAGUUGCAGUUGCUGUUAAAAACUCUGAACCUGUUCUUCUUGUUGGUGAAACUGGUACUGGAAAAACAUCAGUUGUUCAAUAUCUUGCUGAUUUAUUAGGCCAUAAACUUACUGUAAUUAAUAUGAAUCAGCAAAGUGAUAGUGUGGAUCUUUUAGGAGG